GUUGGCUAUGACUAUGUGUAAUAAGAGAAACAAAAACAAGCCUUCCAUGACUGUGCCAUUAAGAAAGUAGCUUUGUUUUCAAUCCCAAACUGUCAAAGUCUCUCUUCACCUCUCAAGAUUAAUCAAACAUUUAUCUCUCUCUCUCUCUCUCUCAUCAAUGUUGCUUUAAAGCCAAUGCUCCUCUUCUUGUUCUUCAUAUAAACCACAUAUCCUCUCCUCCACAUCUUAACAAUUUCAUACCAAAACCCUAAAAUUGAGAAAGAGUACUGAGAGAGAGAGAGAGAGAGAAAGAUGGGUAGAGGAAAGAUAGAGAUAAAGAGGAUAGAAAACCCAAACAACAGGGUGGUGACGUUCUCAAAGAGGAGGACUGGGUUGGUCAAGAAGGCUAAAGAGAUCACAGUUCUUUGCGAUGCAAAAGUUGCUCUCAUAAUCUUUGCGAGUAAUGGUAAGAUGACUGAUUAUUGCUGUCCUUCCAUGGAUCUUGGUGCUAUGCUGGACCAAUAUCAGAAGUUAUCUGGCAAGAAACUAUGGGAUGCUAAGCAUGAGAACCUCAGCAAUGAGAUUGAUAGGAUCAAAAAAGAGAAUGAUAGCUUACAAGUGGAGCUCAGGCAUUUGAAGGGGGAAGAUAUACAGUCUCUCAACUUGAAAAACCUGAUGGCUGUAGAGCACGCCAUUGAACACGGCCUCGACAAAGUCCGAGACCACCAGUCGGAGAUCGUCAUGACAAAGAGAAGAACUGAGAAGAUGAUUGUAGAGGAGAAUCGGCAACUCCAUUUCCAGCUGCAACAACAGGAGAUGGCUAUAGCUAGCAACGCAAGAGGAAUGAUGAUGAGAGAUCAUGAUGGGCAAUUUGGAUAUAGAGUGCAGCCGAUCCAGCCAAAUCUUCAGGAAAAGAUUAUGUCCUUGGUCAUCGAUUGAUCAUCGAGAUUUAUAAUCUCAUCAUCAAGAUUUAUAAUUUCCGUGGUCCUUUUAAUGUGUCAUUAUGUAUCUGUGUGUUGUAUUAAUCUCGAGCCACAUCGUCUAUACUCUAUCGGAGUCGGACUUGUUGUACUUAAUUAUGCUAUAUGUGUGUUGUUUGCUUAAUUAUAUGACCUAGCUAUAUGUAUUGGUUUGUAUGGUGUGCUUAAACGUUUGGAACUAACUGCAUGUGUGUGUGUGUUAACUAAUUAAUUAUUCCUUGUUCA
Molecule: messenger RNA, 1184 nt
Organism: Camelina sativa (false flax)
Lineage: Eukaryota; Viridiplantae; Streptophyta; Magnoliopsida; Brassicales; Brassicaceae
Source: RefSeq, a predicted model, not a curated record